Molecule: messenger RNA, 1206 nt
Organism: Theileria annulata
Lineage: Eukaryota; Apicomplexa; Aconoidasida; Piroplasmida; Theileriidae
Product: tata box binding protein, putative
Exons: 3
Coding region: 1-1206 (401 amino acids)
Biological process (GO): DNA-templated transcription initiation
Molecular function (GO): DNA binding; RNA polymerase II general transcription initiation factor activity
Source: RefSeq, a predicted model, not a curated record
AUGUCAACUUCUCAAAGUGAAGAAGUAUGUAAAAAUGAAGAAGAAGCUCAAUUUGAGGAUUUCGAGGAUUUAUCGCAAAUUUCUAAAAACUCCCUAAUAGUUCACAACAUGACUGUAGUGGCUGACACGGGAGUGAAUUUGAACCUUGCCGACUCUUUGAAUAAAUUUGGGAACUCUGUGUAUGACCCAACUGAGUUCAAUUGCAUAAGGCUUGAUGUGCGGGUUCGGAAGGCUCUUGACGCCUCCCUGCGACUCGCAUUUUCCGAGGAGUUUGAGUCCAUUUCAGAUAUUAAAGUCAUUGAGGCAACCAAGGUUACAAGGAUUCCAUACAUAAUGAACAGUUUCCAUCAGGAUUCUGAUUGUCCAAUUCAUAUAACAAGCUUUAAUAAUGAAUAUACAUCGGUGAAGAUAUCGGUAUUUUCGAACGGGAAGAUUGCUUUGACUGGAGCCAGAAGUUUACUGACAGCUGCUGUGGCCCUGGAGAAGGUGUGCAGAGCACUUAGAAGACGUGUUAACGGGAAGGCAAGAGUACGUAAUAUCGUAUGCUCAAACAUUCUUGCUGUCUACGCAUACCCUCAUAAGAUCGUUUUGCCAUUGUUCCACAAGGCAUGCAAGGACUCUAUUUAUGACCCGCACAGGUUCUCAGGUGUCAGGGUUAGGGUUCCAAUCAACUCUCCUCAGACUUUCUACUCACUCAUUAACAUACUAAACAUGUUCAACUUCAGCUCAAAGUAUGCUGAACCGACUCAGGAGUCCGAGUCAAAGCCUGAAAUGGAAGAGUUGGAAGAAGAGGAAGAAGAAAUUGUUGAUGCCUUUGUUGUGCCUAACGCUACUCCUAGAGCCAAAAGUUAUAAGUAUAAAGCUUCUAAAAUUGGUAUUCAUCGAUUUGUUGAUUCAACUAUCAAGGAUAAUAGAAAGGUACACAGUUUGGUUCCGAAAUUGGUGAAAAAGAAGAGGAAAAUGCUAAAGGGUGAAACUGUUUGGACGAGAGUGGACCAGAACCUGAAAGAUUUGGAGAAAACUGAAGAGGGGUUAAAGAAGCCAGAAACACAGCUAAAACAAUCAAAGGAAGAGGUGGUCUCAGUGACAGUGUACUCUUCAGGCAACAUAACGUUCACGGGAGCUAGGUCAAUACCGAGCCUACAACAAGCACUUGCAUAUGUUUAUCCGUUCCUACAAAUUACUCAACGAAAACAUACACUCUAA